UCACUGGCAUUCCAUAGCCGGAGUCCCAGCACCACACUGGCAGCCCGACUUGCCCGCCUCGGCCAUACAGACACACCCAUCAGACAGGGCAUCGGUACCCUCAGUGUCAAAUCCCACGCCGGAGCAGGAAGAGCCCGUGCAGCAUUGGUUGAUCAGGGACUGGGCGUAGCCGUGGAUGUAGGCAACAUCGACCGCGUCUCCCUGUGGGAAGAAGGAGAAGGUGCAGGAGCCGGAUGUCCAGUAGGUGUUGUCGUUGCCGCUGACGGUGCCGGAGGUGGGGAUCAGGGCAAAGGCCGCGUAGCAGUCGGAGCUGGUUGCUUUGUCGCAGUCGCCGCAGGUGAUGGUCGAACCGGCGAAAGUGGUCGUGGCCAGGGCGGCCAAGGUAAGCAAGUAUUUGGGGUUCAUGGUUGUAAAAAUUGUAUCAGGUGUAUGCUCGAGUCGCG
Aspergillus japonicus CBS 114.51 is the source of this 443-nucleotide messenger RNA. RefSeq lists its product as uncharacterized. NCBI's taxonomy places the organism in Eukaryota, Fungi, Ascomycota, Eurotiomycetes, Eurotiales, Aspergillaceae. The annotation marks the transcript as partial. The record is from RefSeq and is a predicted model, not a curated record. The transcript has a single exon.